Photinus pyralis (common eastern firefly) is the source of this 1961-nucleotide messenger RNA. RefSeq names its product endoglucanase 15-like. Gene Ontology annotation, biological process: carbohydrate metabolic process. Bases 137 to 1900 code for a protein of 587 amino acids. The record is from RefSeq and is a predicted model, not a curated record. NCBI's taxonomy places the organism in Eukaryota, Metazoa, Arthropoda, Insecta, Coleoptera, Lampyridae. Gene Ontology annotation, molecular function: hydrolase activity, hydrolyzing O-glycosyl compounds. The transcript is spliced from 11 exons.
AGUGAAUUAGCUAAGCCAGAACAAUUCUAUAAAACUUGUUUAGUACCUUAAUUGUUCAGUUCUUGCGGAUCGGUUUGCCAGGAAUUUGUGCGGUGUGUGAAUUAUUUGGUUUUUCGUGUGUUUCAUAAUCAAUAACAUGACGCUUGUCCAACCCAGUCCCGAUAUGCAGAUCUUCAUCCGCAAGGAGCUGAACGAGGACGUCGAUACGAGAGAAGACCUACUGGAAGCAAUGAAGGAAUGGCUUGCGAAACAGCCUCAUCUGCCGGAUAAGUGGGACGAAUCACGCAUCAUGACGUUUUUGAGGGGAUGCAAUUUCUCCCUGGAAAGAUGCAAACAGAAAUUGGACCUCUACUUCACCAUGAGAACAGCCGCACCCGAAUUUUUCUCGAAUCGCAACAUCAAAAAUCCCGAAUUACAGGAAAUCAUAAAAAAAGCAAAUUGUCCUCCCUUACCCGGCCUUACCAAAGAUGGCCGCCGUGUAGUCGUUAUACGCGGACUCGACAAGAAUGACACAUCAUUGGUCCUUCAGGAUGGCAUGAAGGUUGUUUUGAUGAUCGGCGACGUUCGCCUGGCCGCCGAGGAAGUUGGCGUCGCCGGUGACCCCAAUUAUAAGGAGGUGCUCAGGUUGUCGCUGCUGUUUUACGAAGCGCAGAGAUCGGGACGUCUUCCCGUCGAUAACAGGAUAGCGUGGCGUGGAGAUUCGGCUUUGGAGGACCGCGGACUGAACGGCGAAGAUUUGACCGGCGGAUAUUAUGACGCGGGCGAUUUUGUCAAGUUUAGCUUUCCGAUGGCGUUCACGACGACGCUGUUGGCGUGGGGAGUCUUGGAUUACGAAAAUGCCUACAAAAGUGCGGAUCAAUACCAUCACGCCAUAAUCGCAUUGAAAUGGGCCACAGACUACUUCCUCAAAUGUCACGUGAGUCCUUACGAACUCUACGGACAGGUAGGCGACUUCAGCAUUGACCACAAGUUCUGGGGCCGACCAGAGGAACUAAACAUGACUAGGCCUGCUUAUAAAAUCGACACAAAACAUCCAGGUGCGGAUUUGGCCGGGGAGGUCUCCGCGGCCCUGUCCUCGACAGCCUUGGUCUUCAAAAAUAUACAAAAGGACUACUAUAGUCUGGCCAUACGCCACGCUCAGGAGCUGUACGCGUUCGCCGUUAACUACCCGGGAUUUUACCACGAGGCUAUUCCAGGCGCCAAAGCUUUUUAUCAAUCAACUGGGUUCGGGGACGAGCUCACCUGGGCAGCUAUUUGGCUGUACAAGGCGACUUUAGACCAGAAGUACUUGCAGGAUGCGGAGCUCUUCUACAAGAAUUUCAAAUUAAAAGGAAGACCCAACGAAUUCCACCAUACCAAUAAGGUUGCCGGUAUUCAAGUGUUACUAGCUGAGUUGACCGGCAAGUCGGAGUACGUCAGAGCCGUCGAGGCGUUUUGCAAUUACUCCAUCUAUCAACAGAAACGAACACCAAAGGGCCUAGUGUACAUCGACAAAGCUGGAACGUUGUCUCACGCUGCCAACAUCGUCUUUCUAUGCCUUCAAGCUGUUGAUAUGAACAUAUCGUCUUCUUCCUACAUUCAUUUCGCUAGGGAGCAGAUGUCGUACAUUCUCACCACAACCGGACGAAGCUUUGUAGUAGGAUACGGAGAAAAUUACCCAAAAAAACCUCAUCACUCUGCCAGCUCGUGCCCGGAUAAACCCAAUCCGUGCGGGUGGGAGUCCUACAAGUCGAAAGAUCCAAACCCUAAAAUUCUCUAUGGAGCGUUAGUAAGCGGGCCGGAUCAAAAUGAUCACUAUGAAGAUGUCCGCGAAGAGUUUUUGUAUAACGAAGUAACUUUAGACUAUAAUGCUGGUUUCCAAAGUGCGGCAGCUGGACUGUUGCAAUAUGAGAAUAAGUGAAAAUCGAUUGUGUUUGUUGUUACCAAUUUUUGUACAUUCUGUAAUAAAUGUUUGAGUUAUA